CAAUGCAACGGAAACAGAUACGAGAGAUAGAGACUACCAGAAACAGCCAGAGAAACAGAUCCAAAUAUGAUAUUCCACAGCUUUACAUAAAGACCGCAGGUGUCAAACUGUUAGUCGAAUAUCAGAGGACACAUAUACGGACUGUCUCAUGAGUUUAUGAAACUAUCUGUUGAGUUUUUAAUCCGGGUAACCAUUACGUAGCUGAAGCAGAUUAGCUCUCGUGCUAAUGUUGUGAAAUAUUCAUCUGUUCUGCAAAUAUAAGCAUUUAUUUACGAAUGAUAAACAUUUAACAGUUUAUACGUCGGGAUAGGGGUAAAACCUAACACAUUAUAACCAUAUAUUGUCCGGUGUUUAGAGUCUGUUACACGUAGUCAACAUCAGUUUACACAACACCGCAGUGACUGUAUUUAUAUCAACACAGGUCAUCUGUUUGGUUAUUCUCGACGAUUAUUCAUAGUCACAAGAUCUUAAAAUUGAUUCUGAAGGACUCAUAGAUAUCUGUAAAAGUGAAGUUGCUUUCAUUUGGAUUCAUAUUGACGACAAGUUGUAUUUGAAGCAGAUAUGAACAUGUUUGCUUGAGCAGAACCUAUCAACAUCUGGAAGUGGAAGCCUGCUUUCAUCUGGACUCAUUCCCAUAUAUAAUCUAAAUUGAGAAGCUGUCAGGAUGCCUCUGCUGUUUUUGGAGCGGUUUCCUUGGCCAAAUUUACGGACAUACACAGCCCUGAGCGCAGUUCUUCUGGUCGGAACGAUCUUAAGUGCCUACACCACAGUGAGAGACUCAGAGUUCACAUCUGCACUGACUGAAGACACACACAGCGGAGCGGAGGAGGAUAUCAAGCUCAGUCAGCUGGAGAACUUUGGACAUGUGGCCACCAAUGUGCUGCUGUAUCUCAUCACAGACAGUCUGUUUGUCUGGGUGAUGGUGAACACAGCAUGCUGCAUCCUCAUGUUAAUAGCUAAAGUGAUCCAGUGCAUCGUGUUCGGACCGCUGAGAGUCAGUGAAAAACAGCAUCUGAAAGACAAGUUCUGGAACUUCAUCUUCUACAAGUUCAUCUUUAUCUUUGGUGUGCUGAAUGUGCAGCGGGUGGAUGAGGUGGUGCUGUGGUGUCUGUGGUUCUCCAUUCUCAUCUUCCUCCAUCUGAUGGUGCAGCUCUGCAAAGACCGCUUCGAAUAUCUUUCAUUUUCCCCCACUACACCGAUGGGCAGUCAUGUGCGUGUGUUGACUCUGCUGGUGUCUGUUCUGAUGUGCUGCAGUGGUUUAGCAGUGCUCUGCGCUCUGGUCGGACAAGUUCAUGGAAUGCACACUGUCACUUUCAUGGCAGCUGAGUGUUUGCUGGUGAUGGUGCGCACAGGACAUGUCAUCAUACGGUACUCCAUCCACCUGUGGGACCUGAACCAUGAAGGCACCUGGGAGAACAAGAGCUCGCACAUCUACUACACUGACUUCAUCAUGGAGUUGGCCAUCCUCUGCCUAGACCUGAUGCAUCACAUCCACAUGCUGCUCUUCGGGAACAUCUGGCUGUCCAUGGCCAGUCUGGUGAUCUUCAUGCAGCUGCGCUAUCUCUUCCACGAGGUGCAGAGGAGAAUUCGCCGUCAUAAAAACUACUUGCGUGUUAUUGACAAUAUGGAGUCCAGAUUUGCUGUGGCAACGCUUGAUGAGCUGGUGGCCAAUAAUGAUGACUGUGCCAUCUGCUGGGAUUCUAUGACUACAGCACGCAAGCUGCCCUGUGGACACCUUUUCCAUAAUUCCUGUCUGCGCUCAUGGCUGGAGCAGGACACGUCCUGUCCCACAUGCCGCAUGUCACUGAACAUCAACGAAGGCGGGAGAGAGAGACAGGAAGGACAGAGAGUGCCACUGGAUGAUAAUAUGGCUGCAGGGGCAGGAACAGACGCCCGACCACACCUCAACCAACACAACCACUUCUUCCACUUUGAUGGGUCCCGCAUUGCCAGUUGGCUGCCCAGUUUCUCAGUGGAGGUGAUGCACACAACCAACAUCCUGGCCAUCGUACAGGCCAACAACUCACAGCUCAACGCCAUGGCCCAUCAGAUCCAGGAGAUGUUUCCUCAGGUUCCUUAUCAUCUGAUCCUGCAGGAUCUACAGCUUACACGUUCUGUAGAGGUCACCACAGAUAACAUCCUCGAAGGCAGGAUACAGGUGCCUUUUCCAACACAGGCUGUGGAGCGCACACCCAUAAAUGUUAACCCUACUACUGGAGAGGCGUCGGGUACCAGCAGCAGUUCAGAGGUUGCCGUCCCUCAGGUGGAAGACUUUGAGGUGCGGGGCAGCCGCUUUUCCAAGUCUGCAGAUGAGAGACAGAGAAUGCUAAUGCAGAGGAAGGAGGAGCUGCUCCAGAGAGCUCGGAGACGUUAUCUGAACAAGAAACCUGAAGAUUCCUCUUUCGCUGCCGACGAAAAUGACGACACUUUGGCCUCUGUGGAGUACGAAGAUUUUGAUUCAGUGACCCUGCGGCGAGGAAGGUUGGCAGCUGCAGCUGAAAGACGCUUGCAGAGGCAGCCAGACCCGCCUCUGUGAGAUGGCUCUGCCCAUGUGCACAUAUCGACACCACCCACAUUUAAUCCCGCCCAUGACUAAAUCAAGAGGGAGGAGUCUUCCUUUUCCAUUUUCGAAGCCGAGCAAAAAAGUGCAUGAUGAACCUGUUAUACAGCCAUGCCGAUCAGAAAAUGUCUAAAGCCUCUGUAUCACUCAAUUUUGGCCUGAUCAAUGCACAUUUGCGCUAUACACAUGCACCUAUUGUAAUAAUGCAUUCUCCAUCAAACUAUUUGCCGUUUUGCAAGACCAGAAUUUAGAGUAAAAGAAACAUGUGUCUUUUAUUCCCUGGAGUGUCGCCAAUAAAGUAAUUUGAAAAAUGUUUGUACGUUAAGUAAAUAAGAGCACGGUUUGUACAGCUGCUCCUACUUUUUAAACAAUAGGAAUAUCAUCUUUUGUUUGAUUGUUGUCUUGAGUUUGGAUUUCUUUUCAUUUUACGAAUGUUGCAUUUCUUGAAUGCGUUUUGUUUGAAUGUUAGGCUAGAUUUUAGAAAAAAAUGAAAAAUUGAUGGUUUUAACAAAAAUAUAUUGUGUUUUGCUAACAGUUCGGCUCGGCUGAGACUAGAGCUUGCGCAGUGAAGAACGCACGAGUUGAUCUGUGUGAGAGUGUCUUUGAUGGCCAGUUUUUGCAGCUGGUUAGUUGAUUUGAUUGGCUCAUAUGCUGAUAAACUGAUGGACACAGUAUUGCAAAUUUGAACUAUCAAGUGUGCUCGUAAUACCAUCAUGGCUUUUAUUUAAUCUUUGGAGACAGUUAAACAGAUAAUUGGUGUAGAUCCUGGGGUGUCUGUUUUAAGUUGCCGUUCACUCUCCAGUGAGUAUUUAGUAUAAUUUGGAUCAUUCACAUUGUUGUGACAAUAAAUCUCUCUGUUUAUCUGUGCAUUGUACAAACUGUUCGUUUUAGUCACAUGAUCUUGUUUUCUUGCCGUAGUUUUGUUGUUCAAAACACUGCCAUGGUUUAUAUUUAAUUUACGGUAUCUUUGGUUCUGUUUAACUGUCAUCUUAUUGUGUUGCUCUCUUUUUUUGUGCUACAGUUAAAGACUCUGAGCCUCAUUCUUGAAACACGUGAGAGAUAUUUCUUAAAAAUAUUGUGUAAAUUGUUUUUACAAAAGAUUUGCACAGAAAUUUGUUCUGCUUGUGUUUUAUGCAAAAGGUCUAAUGUGUUAGACAAUUCAAAGUUGUAUUCGAUUUGGACAAUGCAUACAUAAGGUUGUUAGGUCAGUUUUGUAGCUUUUUGCUGGCAGCUUUUUUUUUUUUUUUCCAUUUGUAUUUGAAUGGUUUUAAAGGAAUAUUCCGGGUUUAAUACAAGUUAAUCACAAUCGACAGCAUUUGUGGUAUAAUGUUGAUUACCACAAAAAUUAAUUUCUAUUCUAUUCUAUGUUCUUCGUCCUUUAUCUUAAAAAAAAAAAAAAAAAAUCUGUGUACAGUCAGUACAGUUAGUGCUUCUAUAAAAUUAUAAGCUCCACAUUUCCGCAAUUAAAUCAGCCCCAUUAACUUCAAUUGUAAAAGCCUCACUGUAACCUCAAUUUUUGCCUUUUUGUUUUUUUUUUCUUAAAGGUGGAUGAGUCUUAAAUAAAUUUUUUGUAGAAAUGCUGUCGAUUGAGCUUAACUUGUAUUAAACCCAGAGUAUACCUUUAAAGACAUUUACAUUUAAUGUACUAAUGGACUAAAGUACUAAUGUCUGUAAAUGCUCAGUUUUUUACCAGCUUUUGACAUUCAUUAUAAAUUUUCGCAAAUGAGAUUCAGUAACAGGAUAAUUUGGUAUGGGCGCAACAAAGUAAUUCAGAAAUUUGCAUGUUGAGUUUGGGAACAAACUUUCAUGUAAUGACACGUGAUGACUUUUAAUUUGCCUUCUGUCAGAUCAACCAACCACAACCACAUCACUAAUCAUUUAUUAUUUAAUUGUGAACAUAUUGACUAUGUAGUCUCUGAUGUAUGUGUCUCUGAUGUUUUACACUGUGAAUCUACUCUAUCAAAUGUUUUCAGAGUCGUACAUGGACACUUUGCUCUUUUUCUGUGCAUAAAAUCACUGUUUAUAAUAUCCAUAACCUAUUUUUCUGAUCCAUUAUUCCCGAAGACUCCCUUCUUCUGGUGAUUUUCUUUACAGAAGGUGGACAUGGUCAAACAAAGCGCUAACUCUUUGACUGCAGGUCAAUGUAGAACAUGUUUGUUUUGGUUGCACAGACGAACCUUUCAACAGUAUUUCUUUACGUAUUAAUGAAAUAUCCACUAGACUGAUUCUGAUAAUAAAAGUUAAUUGAUGUUCAUGCACCAGAGUGAAGUAUAGGAGUGCUUUUUGCACACGAUUCAUUUAUUUGUGCCUCGAAUCAACAGUGGAUCAAUACUAGUUUGAUUUGUGUAAAUAAUUUUGUAAAAUACAUGUGAAAUGACCCUGUACAAAAUAAAAGUCACAGCUGCUUUAGAAGCUUUUAACCACA
Molecule: messenger RNA, 4985 nt
Organism: Myxocyprinus asiaticus (Chinese sucker)
Lineage: Eukaryota; Metazoa; Chordata; Actinopteri; Cypriniformes; Catostomidae
Product: E3 ubiquitin-protein ligase AMFR-like
Exons: 13
Coding region: 665-2536 (623 amino acids)
Biological process (GO): ubiquitin-dependent protein catabolic process; protein K48-linked ubiquitination; endoplasmic reticulum unfolded protein response
Cellular component (GO): cytosol; ubiquitin ligase complex; endoplasmic reticulum
Molecular function (GO): ubiquitin protein ligase activity; ubiquitin binding
Source: RefSeq, a predicted model, not a curated record